UUUUUAGAUUUUUUAUGGUUAUGGAUUUAAUAAAUGAUCAAACAGAAAAGAACCAGUCAUAUAAACCAAUUCCAAAACCAAGAAAGUUUUUGAUGAAUAAUGCUUUAAUAACUAAUAAUUCUUGUCUUCUAACAACUUCAACAUUUAAUAAUUUAAAAUGUCAACAAUACCAAAAUCAACAUUCGUCACCACCUCCAUUACCUCCAAGAAGAACAAUAUUUCCACCAUUACCAAUAACAACAAAUAAUUUACAACAGCCAAAUUUAUUAGAAGAAGAAAAAAAUAAUUUAAUGACAACAACAACAUUAGAGCAUUCAAGUAAUGGUUGUUUUAAUAAAAUAUAUCCAAUUUUGGAUAUUUUAAAUAAUAAUAAACAUUUGGACAUUGCGUCAAACUGUAGUGAUUUAUCGUCUGAAAGUCAACAAAGUAAUCUAGAUUUCCCACCCAAUUCAUCAUUAAAAUCAACGUUUAUUUGUAAUUCUUUAUAUGAUUCGUUUGGAAGUGCUAAAUCUGAUGGAGAAGCUGUGUGUUUUUCUGGAUGGGUUCAAGUUUUGCCACAAGGAAUUAUUAAACAUAAAAAAAGAGGAUGGGCAGUAAUUCGAAAUGAUUUGUUUACAAUUAGCUUAAAUGAAGAGAGUCCCUCUCCCUUUUUUGGACCUUUUGAUAUUGGAAAAUGUAUUUAUUUGGGAAAAACUAUUGGAAAUAAUAAUUCGGAAGAGAUUUGUUUAAUUUUCAACAAUAAUUCAAAUAAAAAGAAUAACAAGCCUUUAAAAGAUGAUUCUAAUACUUUUAUUACUUUACGCUUUAUACCAGAAGAAAAUAAUGGGAAAUAUUGGCUUCCACUUUUGGCAAAGUCUUCUUCCCCUCGAAAUGAUCUUCUUGGCGAUUCACUUUCAUUAUUAGACUGUUGUGGCAAAUUAUAUAUUAAACAAGGAAUUAGUGGCCUUUGGAAUGAUGGUUGGGCAUUUAUAACUGAAAGAACUUUACAUUAUUGGGUUAUUGGACCAAAUGUUUUGACUCAAGUUGAUAUUAGAAAAAUUAUUUUUAUUCAAAGAAAGGAUAUACACAUUUCUGAUUGGUGUAAUAAAAUUGAACAUUCAACACUUGGGCCUAUUUUAAUUUCUCUUGAAGGAAGUUCUCUUUAUCUUCAAUCUUACAAUGAUUAUUGCACAACAAUUUGGUUUGAUAUUUUAACAUCAGAAUUAAAAAAAGAACCUAAUAACUUGGAAGAUUGUCGACUAACUUUAGAUGAUGUUCCUAUUAUUGAUCCUCAUGCUGUUCAUUUAAAACCACCAACUUGUGAUGAAGCUGUUUUUGUUGUUGCAAGUGUUUUACGGACAUUUUUUCGUCAAUUAAAUAAACCUUUAAUUCCUCAAAAUUUACAUACAAAACUUUAUGAAAUUUCAAAUUUAGAAUCAUCCAAAAAACCUCAAUUUUAUCGUCAAUUAAUUUUUUCACUUCCUCAAAUUUAUUUUAAAACACUUCGAAAAUUAUUGGGACAUUUACAAGAAAUUAUAUCUCAUGAAAAUAGAAAUUUGGCAUCUUUAGAUAAUAUUUCAAAAAUGUUUGGACCAACCUUGUUUACUGUUGCUAGUUCAAAUGAAGAAAUUUCUGUUGAUUCGUAUACUUGGGCAACUAAACAAACAUUUGUAAUGCGCGAUUUAAUUUUUCAUUAUUGUGAAAUUUUUGGUGUAAGUGUAGAUGAAUUAUUAACAAAAUGCAAACUUGAUUUGAUGCAAGAACAAAAAUCAACAAAGCAUCCAGCUGCAGGUAAACACGUUUUUAUACAUUGGAAAAUUUGUUUAAGUUUACUUAUACCUAUUCAUUUAUUUGAAAAAGACAAUAAAUGUUUUAAUAUUCAAUCGGAAUGGACAGCAAGUCAAGUAGUUGCUUUUAAAAUAAAUAAAUUAACAACAACAACAGAAGGAUCAUCAACAUCAUCAAAUAAUAAUAAUUAUGCACUUUUUGAAAUGAUAAGAAAAGGACAACUAGAACGCAGAAUUGGUGCUAAUGAAUCGAUUAAAUCAAUUGUAUUGGGUAGAUGGCUAGAAUGGGAAGAAUUUCAAGAUAAUUAUUUGUUGCUUAAAAAUGAUUCGAAUCCUUUUCAACCACAGAGUGGCCGUGCAUUUGCUGAUGAUUUAAAAAUUUCUGAGCCAAAUUCAAAAUCUUUCAAAUCUUCAUCACUUCGAAUAGAAGAAGGAACACGUGUUUGCCUUUAUUCAAAAAAUUUGAAAAAAUUAAAUGAAUGGAAAGUUGAUGAAAUGAUUUGGUUUAUUGGUGCAGAAAUAGAAAGAAAAUGCCCUUUUCCUUUUGCUUUAACUUUUUUUGUUUCUACAGAAAAAAGAGCGGCCAAAUGUUUAGGGAAAUUACCUGGUUAUUGUGUUGCGUUUAAAGAUGAAGUUCAAAGACAUCAAUGGUUAAAUUGUAUUUGUUUAAAUCAAUCAGAAUAUUUGCCACAACCGCUUAUACAAAUUUAG
Messenger RNA from Meloidogyne enterolobii, 2477 nucleotides. Lineage: Eukaryota; Metazoa; Nematoda; Chromadorea; Rhabditida; Meloidogynidae. The record is from the annotation of a GenBank genome assembly.